Messenger RNA from Thermothielavioides terrestris NRRL 8126, 2239 nucleotides. RefSeq lists its product as uncharacterized. The record is from RefSeq and is a predicted model, not a curated record. Lineage: Eukaryota; Fungi; Ascomycota; Sordariomycetes; Sordariales; Chaetomiaceae. Gene Ontology annotation, molecular function: ubiquitin binding. The transcript has a single exon. Bases 100 to 2115 code for a protein of 671 amino acids.
CGUCCAAAAAGCAGCUGGCGCCUUCUGCAAGCUCCUUUCCAAAUUGAGCCAGCUGUUAGCACCUUAGCACCCCUACCCCCCUGCGCCUGGAUUCAACGGAUGGCUUCAUCAACACUGCCAGCCUUCGCGCUGUUCCCUGUUGCAGCCUGGAGGGACCAGCUGCUGCCGGACGAGUGGGUCGGCUGUCUCAAUGCCUGGGUGGCUCUUAUCGACAGCCACCUGUCGCUGUCCGAGGCGGAUUUCUUGACGGUCUCAGUCAAGGACGACAGUCUCCGAGCCUUUCUCACCACUUUACUCCGGGAGGUUGCUCUAGGAGGCCUCGGCGUUCUCGGCUCUUCUUCGUCGGCAAAGAGGUUGUUGAAAGAUGCCCUGGCUCUUGUCACCCGUCUACUGCAGUCGUCCUCACCUCCCCAUGAACUGGCACAGUGGGAGUUCCUGGGCGACCUGAGCCGUGUGUACGGGAAGAAGAAGGCUGAGACCCUCUUGAACAGCCUCUCCCCAGCUUCAAAGGGGUAUUUGGAUUCGUCCUUGGCUGCUCUUAAAAGGUUUCUUGUCAAGAACCUUGAUGCCGGUCUCGAUGGGGGCGAUCUCAAGGGGAUCGAGGACCGUCUGGAGAGGGUAAACGACCUGCUUCGCGUUGCUCCCUCGGUUGCUGAGUUCUUCUUCGCCGGCAGCGACUUUGUUGACGGCCUCAUCAGUUGCUACAAGAUUAUGAACCCUCCCCUGAGAAAAGCGCUGAUAGCGACAACCUACCUGGGUCUGAUGGGCCUGGCCGAGGGCCAAAAGAUGUCCACUCUCACCGACCAGCUUUACUCGCUUAAAGCUGCCGCAGACAUGCACAGGGCCGGGCCCCUCAACGUUAAUGACUCUCUUGUCGCCGAGCUUGUGACCUCCACACCUCUGCUUCAGCGGUUGCAGCGCAAACUGGAGGAAUCCAACAGUUCCUCCAGCCGGACCAAAUCCGUCCUUGCGGAGCUGGGAAGCUUCAAGAAGCCCGGCGGCACAAUGCCCAAGCCUAAGCGGUUAAUCAGGCGCAAAAUCGACAAGGGCAAGGGCCUCGCCGAGUACGACGAGGCACAAGCCCAGCAGGAGCUGCACAUUCACCUCAUGAGCCACAUCUCCCAAGUCCAAGAGCUCUUCCCAGACCUCGGCUCAGGCUUCAUUGCCAAGCUUCUCGACGAAUACGAUAAUAAUCCCGAGGAGGUCAUCGCCCGCCUUCUCGACGACUCACUCCCUCCACACCUGCAAUUCGCCGACCGCAGCGAGGACCUCACCACCAGCACCACAACAACAACCAAACCGACCAUCCGCCGCUCCUCCCUCGCCCCGCGCCCAACCCCACCCUUACUCCCCUCCCACGCCGACGCCGACGUCGACGCAGACGACCUCGACCUGCUCACGGCCCCCACCUCGCGGCUCCACAUCGGCAAGCGGCCCGGCGACGCAGACACGCUGCUUGCCGACCGCGCAGCGGCACCCAGCAAGGCAGCGAUCCUAUCGGCACUAGCGGCGUUCGACGCAGACGACGACGAGCGGGACGACACGUACGACGCAGCGGACGUGGGCGGGGCCGUGGUCGACGCGCCGGCGGCCGAGGAGGCGCUGCUGCCGGAGGGGACGGAGGCGGUGCUGUUCCGGGCGUGGGCGGCGGACCCGGGGCUGUUCGCGCGCGGCGCGGAGGCGCGGCGGCGCGCCGAGCGGGCCGCGCUGCGCGCCGAGACCGGCAUGACGGACGAGGCGGUCGAGGGGUGGGCCGUGAUGCUGGCGCGGAACCCGGCGCUGAAGAGGCGGUUGCAGGCGAGGUACGGCGAGUGGAGUGGCGAGCAGGAGGAGCUGGGGAGGACCGCUUGGCGGGCGGGGGCUGAUGACGAGGAGGGGGAGGGUGAGGGCGAGGGCGCUGGGGCUGGGGCAGGGCAGGCCGCGAGAGGCGGUGCAUAUGGGAGGGGCCGAGGUAGGGGGAGGGGUGGAAGGGGGAGAGGCGGCGCGGGAGCGGGACCGCCUGCGGAUUCGGACCUGGCGAGACGGAGGAAGGAGGCGAAUAAAGGGAGCCGCGCGAACCAUAACCGGCGCGACCAGCGGGCGAGGAAGAUGGCGCGGGGCGGAUUUGCGGGUUAAGCCGGGACUUGGCAGACGUGUCAGGAUAUAACCGUCCAGGCCGUCAUCACCCAUAUAAUAUACCUCCGUAGAAGUGGCGGAGAGCCUGUCCAUAGCAUCCCCUGGGUCAAACAAAGCACACCCC